AUGGCGGCUCCCUCUUCUACGUCGGGGCGCUCCCCCCUCUUCACGCUCGAGGACUCCAAGAUCGCGUUCAACAUCUUCUGCUGCAUCUGCGGUAUCGGGUCGCUCGGCAUGCCCUCCAACUACGCACGCGCCGGCUGGGGCUACGCCACCGUCGCCCUGCUGUUCAUGGCCUUCGCCAACAUUUACGCCACGGUGCUGCUGUCCAAGGUGCUGAUGGUGGCUCCGGCUUCGGUGAAGACUUACGGUGACCUCGGUGAAUGGGUUGCCGGCAAGUGGGGCCGUUUCUUCGUCGUGGUCUCCCACAUGGGCGUGUGCCUGCUCGCCCCGUGCGCGUUCCUCGUGCUGGGCGGCACGCUGCUUGACGUGCUGUUCCCCGACUCGUUCAGCCAGACUGUUUGGAUCAUCUUCAUGGCUGCGCUCGUCAUCCCGGUGGCGCUCAUCCCGACGCUGAAGGAGAGUGCUGGUAUGGCCGUGGCUGGGUGCCUUGGCACGAUCAUCGCUGAUGUCAUUGGCGUUGCGAUUCUCCUGUACGAGGAGCGCGGCCACCCCACGCCGCCCACGCCCGAUGUGACUCUCCACCAGGUUCUCACCACCUUCGGCAACCUGUCGCUGGCCUACGCUGCUGCCAUCGUGAUCCCCGACCUCCAGCGUCAGCACUCGCAGCCCGAACGCAUGCCGCGCGUCAUCAUCGUCAGUCUUGGCCUCGCCUCGGCCUUUUUCCUCGCCAUCGCCAUCAUCGGCUACGUCGCCGGUGGAUGCCAGCUUUCGGGCAACCUGCUCUUCUCCAUCGUCAACAUCUCGGACCCGUACAGCACCACGACCCUGGGCUUCACUGCUAACCGUGGCGCGGUGGUCAUGUCGUACCUCUUCAUGCAGCUACACCUGUCGAUUGCCUUCUCGACGAUCCUGCACCCGGCGUUCUUCAUGGCGGAGCGUCUCGUGCUCGGCAUGCACAAGACGGAACCCCUCGCCAUUGACAACGAGGAGCGCGAGGUCGAGAUUGAGGAAAAAAUGUCGUACCUUGCUGCCGAGGAAGACCUGUCGGAGUACAAGGGCGGUGUGAACGUGAUUCGAUAUGUCCUGGUUCGUAUCGCCUUGAUUGCGAUCCUGGCGGUGGCCUCGAUUCUGGUGAAGGACCACUUCCUCGACUUGGUGGACUUCACUGGCGCCACUGCCAUCACGGUCUGCAGCCUGAUCCUGCCGCUGAUCUUCUACGUGAAGGUGUUCUGGAGAAAGAUCCCGGUGUGGGAGAAGACCAUUUGCAUCACGAUUGCCACCGUCUGCGGUGUUGUGGGCUGCUACGUGAUGAUCUACGCUGGCAAGAACCUGUUCAACCCGGACGAAGGCGGCGCCACGUUCCCGUACUGCUCGGCUGAGUACCAGGACGAGCCAUACUACGUAAGGAAUAGCACGGCGUCGAACUGA
Molecule: messenger RNA, 1425 nt
Organism: Phytophthora sojae
Lineage: Eukaryota; Oomycota; Peronosporomycetes; Peronosporales; Peronosporaceae
Exons: 2
Coding region: 1-1425 (474 amino acids)
Biological process (GO): amino acid transmembrane transport
Cellular component (GO): vacuolar membrane
Molecular function (GO): amino acid transmembrane transporter activity
Source: RefSeq, a predicted model, not a curated record